Molecule: messenger RNA, 4410 nt
Organism: Cryphonectria parasitica EP155
Lineage: Eukaryota; Fungi; Ascomycota; Sordariomycetes; Diaporthales; Cryphonectriaceae
Product: P-loop containing nucleoside triphosphate hydrolase protein
Exons: 12
Coding region: 1-4410 (1469 amino acids)
Biological process (GO): transmembrane transport
Cellular component (GO): membrane
Molecular function (GO): ABC-type transporter activity; ATP binding; ATP hydrolysis activity
Source: RefSeq, a predicted model, not a curated record
AUGGCAUCAAGUUGUGGUGAUGGGAUGUUCGGACCCGCUGUGUACAGCCAAGCAUGUCGGGGUGGAUUUGACUAUACGUCUCUCUUUGAGGAAAGCAUUCUCAAUAUCUUGCCUUCAGCAAUCUUCUUGGUUCUUGGCCCGCUGAGGAUUGCCCAUUUACAUGCGAACAAGAGGAUUGUCACCACAACAUGGAUAUACUGGGCCAAGCUAGCCACUGCUGCCUGUCUGGUUGUGUGGACCUCAGUGUUGCUUGGUCUGAUCUCAAACACCAGCGUGUUGUCGGCGAGGCCAACCAGAAUUGCAGCGGUAGCCCUCGACCUUGCGGCCGCACUUCUGGCCUGCGCGCUCUGCCAUUUCGAACACAUCCAGUCGCCUCGUCCCUCAUUCCUGAUCUGUUCUUGGCUUGUGAUAACAGUUCUCCUUGACUCAGCGAGGACUCGGACCGCCUGGCUGGCCUAUCCUGACAAGUCUAUCCCAGGCCUGAUGCUGUCAAGCGUAUUGACCAAGUCUGCAUUUCUAGUUCUGGAAAGUGCUGAGAAACGAAAUCAGCUACUGGGCGACGCCAAAUCCAUGUCGCGUGAGAUGACAAGUGGGCUACUCAGUCGCGGCUUUUUCUUUUGGCUGAACGGUCUGCUUCGAAGUGGAUACCGCACUGUCUUGAGUACGUCGUCGCUGCCGGCCAUCAAUGAAAGGCUUGCCACAGCAGAGCUGGCAGAGCGAUUCGAACGAGCAUGGAAAACAUGCGAACCAAACCAUGCAUACAGCCUUGUACUGGUUAUAGCAAAAGCGCUCAAGUGGGAACUUCUCAAAGUUGUUCUCCCACGACUAUGCGUGCUGGCCUUGGCCAUUGCACAGCCGUUCAUCAUCAACGAAGCAGUAACGUUCAUCAGUCUCCCGGAUACCUCAGCGACUCAGAAUAUGGGAUAUGGCCUCAUAGGUGCGGUGGCUCUUGUGUUCAUAGGUUCCGCGCUUGCCACCUCGUGGUAUGAACACAUCGCUUUUCGUGCCAUGACUAUGUUGCGAGGUGGUCUGAUAUCCAUGAUAUUCGGGACCAUGGUCGCCUUGCCCAUCGACGAUGUCAGCGAAUCUUCGGCGAUGUCUCUCAUGGGAUCGGAUGUCGAAACCUUAGCCGAAGUUCUAGACACUGUCAUUUGCGAAUUAUGGGCCAGCUUCGUGCAGCUUCCGAUCGCCAUCUUCCUUCUCGUACGACAAUUAGAAGCCGUCGCGGUUGUACCGGUCAUAAUUGCCAUAUUAUUCACGGGGGUGUCUUUGAGCUAUGGUCGAUUUGUGUCUCAGCGUCAGAAGACGUGGCUCGAGUCCAUGCAGUCCAGACUCAAUUUCACCACGGAAAUUCUUGGGUCCAUCAAGAGUGUCAAGAUGCUAGGACUCACGGCCGCGAUGACGUCCUUGAUUGAGCAGCGGAGGGCCGAAGAAAUUGCAGUGUCAAGGCGGUAUCGAUACCUACAAAGCUUCAAUGUUUGCUGGCUCAAUCUUCCCGAGUCUAUCGGACAGCUCGUCGUCUUCGGCGCAUACGCACUUGUCGCUAAAGUUUCGGGCGCGCCAAGUCUUUCCGUCACCCAAGCAAUCACGGCCCUGUCCAUUAUCAGCCUGUUGAAUGAUCCCCUGGCCAUUUUGCUUUAUGCGAUUCCGCAAUGCUUCAAUUCGCUGGGUUGCAUGGCGCGAAUUCGAGAUUUCCUUCUCCAGCCACACCGACAAGAGCGACGCCUGCUGGAUCUAGAAACACGCGAAACGCGUGAACGUGCCGCAAAGCCAGAGAGAGAAAACGCCCUGGAACUCGAUAACCUGACACGAUCUCGGCUGUCCGAAGAACCGAGCGCUAUUCCUAGUGUCGCCAUAUCGCUGCGUGGCGCGUCAUUCAGCUGGACGACUUCAGCCCGCAACAGGAAUGCUAUUGAUCUGGAAGUUCCCAUGCUGCCCAAUGGAUACCUCGUCAUGGUCAUCGGGCCUGUGGGUAGUGGCAAAUCGACUCUUCUCAAGGGUUUGCUGGGUGAGACUCCACACCUAGGUGGUGAGGUGUCGCUCCCAAGCAACCGAGUUGCCUUCUGCGACCAGACGACCUGGCUACUCAACGGCACCAUACGUUCCAAUAUUGUUGCCGAUACUAGUCAAGUGGACAAGUCUUGGUACAAGACCGUUGUAGCUGCAUGUGCGCUGGAUGCCGACUUGGAGGGAUUGCCUGAAGGAGAUUUGACCUUGGUCGGUAGCAGAGGAGUUAAGCUGAGCGGCGGGCAAAAACAGAGAAUUGCCCUCGCUCGUGCUUUGUACUCGCGCAACAGGAUCGUCCUUCUUGACGAUAUUUUUAGUGGUCUGGACAACACCACUGAGCAAACUGUCUUUGACGGUGUAUUUGGCACCAAAGGGUUACUUCGCCACAUCGGCGCGACAACAAUACUCACCACGCAUAGCGUCCGACAUUUGCCCAGCGCAGACCACAUUCUAGCACUGGAAGAAGGCGGUAGAAUUGUGGAGCAGGGUACAUUCGAAACAUUGAAAAUCCAAAAGGGUUACGUCCAGGCACUCGAAGUCUCCCAAACCAACGGUGCUGUAAACAGUACGGAGAAGCAGCCAGUUCCACCCCGAGGAGAAGAAGCCAAGACGCAGGGCCUGCAAGGCAGCGCGGCGGCAGCAGACGAAGAUCACCAAAGCGAAAAGAAGGGUGGCACUCUUGCUGUCUACAAGUACUACCUCCAAGCUCUAGGGCCUUGGAAGGUGACCCUCUUUUUGUUGUUCCUCUGUAUUGAUGCCGCGUUUCGAUCUAUUCAAUUCCUCUGGUUAAGCAACUGGUCCUCAAGCAACAGCGCCUCAGAUUUAGGGUACUGGCUUGGAGUUUUCGCCGGCUUUACGGUCCUGGGAUGCAUUGGCCUCAUUGGCGGUGUUGUCUGGGCUUAUUCAUUCAUUGUGCCAGCAGCUUCCGAGAACCUCCAUUCCGUGGUUCUGAAGGCCGCCAUGUCCGCACCGAUGUCAUAUUUAGCGAGUAUCGAAACUGGCGUCUUAGUCAACCGCUUUGGUCAGGACAUGAGACUGGUCGAUAUGGUGCUCCCACGCAAUGUUGUUGUUGCUGGGUUUCAGGGUCUCAGUACGAUUGGUAGUGCUGGCCUGGCUAUGUCUGCCGUUGGGUAUGCAGGGGCCACUGUCCCUUUGAUUCUUUUGGUAGUCAUCGUGGUGCAGAGGUUUUACCUGCGCACCUCACGGCAACUGCGUUUGCUUGAGAUCGAAACGAAGGCCCCACUCUUCUCGCACUUCAUAGAAUCUCUCAACGGUCUUGCUACCAUUCGAGCUUUCGGACGGAUGGACCAAUUUACCGACAAGACACUCGCCUUGCUCGAUGAGGCUCAAAGACCUUAUUACUUGCUUCUUUGUCUACAGCGGUGGCUACUCCUGGUAUUGAAGCUCACAGUUGCCGGGCUUGCGAUACUUAUCAUGGGUCUUGCUGUCAAGCUUAGGGCAACUGUCGAGCCUGGCUUGCUUGGUAUCGCGCUGGUCAUGAUGAUGAGUAUGGGGACUAGCCUUUCCGGCUUCAUAAACAACUGGACCCUGCUCGAAACAUCUCUUGGAGCGGUCGCUCGAAUCCGAAACUUUGCCACAGAAACGCCCAGUGAGACAGAUUCGAGAAACAACGUCGGUCCCGUCCCUUCGUGGCCUACUCAGGGCGCUAUUGAGUACGACAACGUCUCGGUGCGCUACAGCAAUACGUCGGACCCCGUGCUACGAGGUAUAUCUAUGUCCAUCAAGCCAGGCCAAAAGAUUGGGCUUUGUGGGCGCACAGGAAGUGGGAAAAGCUCAUUUAUCAUGUCUCUCCUCAGCCUCGCAGAUGUGUGCCAUGGACGUAUCCUCGUCGACUCAGUGGACCUAGCUACCGUGCCUCCGGCGCUUCUCAGGCAACGGCUCAGCUGUUUGACACAAGAGCCUUUCACCUUCACAUCUUCUGUCAGACUCAAUGCUGAUCCUUCGGGACAACGUACAGAUGCAGAGAUAAUCAAGGUCUUGAAUCAAAUCGGUCUGUGGCGAGUCAUAGUGAACAAAGUCAGCGCCAGCGACCCCGAAACGCCUGGCACGAACCCCCUCGAUGCCACACUGGACGGAAAUUUCCUAUCACAUGGCCAGCGACAGGCUUUCUGCCUCGCCAGAGCCAUGCUGAAGAAGAGCAAUGUGCUCAUCCUGGACGAGCCUACGAGCAGCGUGGAUCGACAACUGGAUGCCGAGAUGCAAGCCAUCAUCCGCUCUGAGUUCAGCCAUUGCACCAUUAUCAUGAUCGCUCACCGCCUUGACUCUCUUCUGGAUUUUGACAGGGUUGCUGUCAUGGAUGGAGGCCGCCUGGUGGAAUUUGGCCCGCCCCAGGAGCUGCUCAAGAGAGAUGGGUACUUUUCGAAGCUAUAUACCGGAUCUUGA